Naegleria lovaniensis is the source of this 2571-nucleotide messenger RNA. RefSeq lists its product as uncharacterized. Lineage: Eukaryota; Heterolobosea; Eutetramitea; Acrasida; Naegleriidae. Bases 1 to 2571 code for a protein of 856 amino acids. Gene Ontology annotation, cellular component: cytoplasm. The transcript is spliced from 5 exons. The record is from RefSeq and is a predicted model, not a curated record. Gene Ontology annotation, biological process: axoneme assembly.
AUGGAUCUCAACCUACUCACAGAAAAUGGUCUUGAUCCGAACAGCCCACUUUUAGCGCAAAUCCAAGCUAGAAUCACCGAGCAAUACACGAAACAACUGAAUGAAUUGACCUUAGAACACAAGGAAAUUGAUGAACGGACAAAGAAAAUUACUGAAGAAAGAGAAGUGUUGGGUGUCAAUCUGUACAAUACCCAGCAAAAAUUAGUGAAAUUACAAGAACAAGUGGACAAGGGACAUGAUACGCUGAUCAUGACUACUCAAAUAAGAGAAGAAAUGGAACGAAAGAGAACUGAGCAAUUACAAAUUGCGCUUUUGAGAAGGCAAGAAGUGGAUGAAAAACGAAAAAAGCUGUACAAAUUCCAAGAGGAGCUUGAAAAGUCGCAACAGACAUUAAAAAUGUUGCAAAACGCUCAUGAGAAAACAAAGCGUGACAUUGCUAUUAAAAAAAGAAAGACUCAUAAAAUUGAAAAAGAAAUGGAAGAUGUAGAAAAACAAAAGAAACAUCAAGACUUUAGAAUCGAUCAAAUGAUAGAUAGAAUUAGAAAGUUGAAAGAUCAACAUCAAGAGUAUGAGGAACUUCACAAAGCUCAAAAAGAGGAAUAUAAAAUUGCCAGUGAGACGCUUGCAGAAGCAACCGCUGAAAUGGAAGCUCUUGAGUUUGAAAAGAAGAGGCUUGUUCAACAAUGGAAGAGCAGUAUUAUUGGAAUGCAACGACGAGAUGAAGCUCUGAAAGCCACAGAAGAAGGUUUAAGAAAGCAGAAGGAGCAAGUAGUUGAAAUUUUGAACGAAAUCGAGGGCUACAAAAAUUCUAUCAACGAACAGAAGGAGAGACACGAACAACUUACAUCAAUUUUGAUCAAACAAGAAAACGAACAAGUUUACCUCGAAAAACAAAUUUUGGAUAAUAAUUCAAGCUUGGAAAGCAAACAAACACAAUAUAUGCAACUCAAAAACACACUCGACAAAACCGAUCAAGAAAUUGCUAAGGAAGAGUUGAGCAUCCAAAAAAUUAGGAAAGACAUUGACGUUGUCGAUAAAAAGAUGGCUAACAUGAGCAACGAAAUUAGGGUUCUAGAAGAAAACCUUUUGAACCUGUUCAGCGAAAACACUACUAUCAAGAAAGAUUGUCAAAAUACUCUCAAAGAUAUUGAAAAAAAGAAAAAUGAGGUGCUAGAAAAAGAGGUAGAAAUCUCGCAGAUUGAGAAUGAAUUGGCAAGAAUAACCAUUGACAAGCUGCAAACUCAAGAGCAGAACAAGCAAUUAGAGCAAGUCUUGAAAGAGCUAGAGUCAGAGCUGAAACAAAAAGAUGGUCUUAUUGAAAAGUAUGAAAUAGAGAUUAGAAGAAAGAAUGACGAAAUUGAAAAGAAGCAAAACGACCUUGACAAGUUGAACAGACUUAUGGAAAAAAUUCUGUGCACUCAACAAGACGAGAAUCAAGGCCCUCUUGAAGCAACCAUCAAGAAUAUCACCAAAGCAAUUGAGGCAAAAGAAAAAGAAAGCGAGCAGUUAAAGAAGGAUUGGAUACGAUACCAAAGUGAACUUGUAAAACUAAUGAACAGAUCCGAGGAGUUGUCUGACGAGAUUAAAUCCAUCAAGAGCAAACAAACAAUUUUGUCGCAACGAAAGGGAAGAGUAGACGCUGGAGCCAUUCGAGAAAGAAACCAAAUUAAGGAAUUAACUUCUGAGAUGCAAUCCAUGCACAAAUUACUUGAAAGGUUAAAUAAGAAGAUUUCGUCAAACUAUCUUAUUCAGAACUCUCUAGCUGAUGUCAAUUACGAUCUUGAAAACAAAAUUUUGGACAGGCUCAAGGCAAGUGAACGAGAAGCCUAUUCUCUAGAGAGCAAGAUUGAAGAAACUAAAAAUCAAAAGCAAGCAAUCUUGAAUGAAAUGGUAGAUGUAGAACGACAAAUAUUGUUCUGGGAAAAGAAAAUCGAAAUUCAAAAAGAAAUUCAAGAGGCUUUAGAUCCAACCGUUGGUCAAGAAGAAAUAACAAGAAUGAAGAAAGAAAUUCACCUAAUGGAACAACGACUUGCAGAUCUUAAACGAGAACAAAAGCGAAAAAUUAUGGAAAUGGAGAAAGCCAUUGAGAAGCGCGAUUUGAUUUUAACAAAAGGAAGAGUAAUUCAAUCCAAAAACACAACAAAUACCAAAGCAAACAUUCAGAGAGAAAUUUCGUUCCAACAAUCAGAGCUUGCCAAAAAAAAGAAGAAAGCUGCUGAGGCCUUCCAAGCGAUCAAACAUCAUCAGAACGCUGCUGAGCAAUGUGGUCGUGCAAUAGAAGAGGCCAAAGACAGAAUUAACGCUAUAAAGGAUGAGAUGACACUUCUCCAAGAAGAAAUACAGACACUGUCAACACAAAAGACAAAGAUUGGAUAUGAUAGAGAACGUCUGAAAAAGCUUGUAGAAAAGUGUCAAGCCAUUCUGAAAGGGUCCUUUAAGAAGACGCCAGAACUGAAUCAAGAAUUGGAAGGUCAAAAGGAAACAACUUCCAAGAUUGUGAAUAUUGUAACGAAACUUAUUUCAGAAUAUCCUGAAUACACCCAGAGUUUCCAGGUAGUUCUACAAGAAUAA